This is a messenger RNA of Ciona intestinalis (vase tunicate), 1967 nucleotides long. NCBI's taxonomy places the organism in Eukaryota, Metazoa, Chordata, Ascidiacea, Phlebobranchia, Cionidae. The record is from RefSeq and is a predicted model, not a curated record.
GUAUUAUAUUUAUGCAUGGCUUUUUAUUUAUGGUUAUGUAUUAUAGAUAGUUAAGUAUGGAGGGUAGUGAAGGAUCAUGGGGUGGAGGGAGCAUGAACCAAGCAAGUUCUAUGGAUUCAAAUGUUGAAGAUGGAGGAACUUCAAUUAAGGAUACUUGUGUCAUGGAGAUGUCAAGUAAAGAUUACAUCAUGGAACCUUCUAUAUUUACUUGUCUUAAACGUUACUUCCAAGCUGGAGGAAUGCCAGAAAAAGUUGUGGAAUUAUUAUCGGAAAAUUAUUCUGCUGUUGCGCAAACUGUCAAUCUUCUUGCUGAGUGGUUGAUCAUGUGCGGUCUGGCGCCAACUCAGGUUCAGGAUUUGGUGGAAGAUCAUCUAAAAGAUUUGCUUCUCAAGCAUUUUGAUCCAAAGAAAGCUGAUACAAUAUUCACUGAGGAGGGAGAGACUCCAUCAUGGUUGGAAAGUAUGAUCGCCCACCAAAAAUGGAGACAACUGUUUUACAAACUUGCUGAGGAAUAUCCUGACUGUCUCAUGUUAAACUUCACAAUUAAAUUAAUAUCCGAUGCUGGCUACCAAGCAGAAAUCACCAACGUAUCAACAGCAUGCACACAACUUGAAGUUUUUUCUCGUGUUUUACGAACAUGUCUUGCCACCAUAUUGGAAGGUGGGGCAGAAGAAGCAUUGAAGCAAAAUAUUCCAGAGUUUGCUAAAAUGGUUUGCCACGCUGAGCAUACCUACCUCUACACACAAGUUGUCAUGGCAAUACUUGCUCAGAACAAGAAUGGAGGAACUGUAGUUAGGAGGAUCUCGCAGGAAAUUCAAAAAUAUGCAAAACAAAAGGGUCAUGAUGUGACACAUAUAACGCUAGCACUAGAUGGCGCUACUGCAUACCCUCGUGCACAACAGUGUAUAAUGUCCAUGUUAUCCAAAUCACAACUCAACCCUGGAGAUGUCACUAUCCUGCAUAAGUUAUAUAGCUCUGAUGAUCCACCCCCUGUCAAGUUGUUAAGGUUUCCUUUGUUUCUUGAGUUAUUUGUGGAUAGUUUGUUCACGAGCAAAGGAACCAAGAUCAACCCUGAUCAUAAACACAAAUAUAUCUUCCUACUCGCUUAUGCUGCAAGUGUUACGGAACAACUAUACAGAGGCGAUCGUAGAAAGAUAAACUGUGAUGAAUUACAACAAACUUCACAAGCCAUUGAUAAAGUUCAUCACCUUGUGUGUGGGGGGAAAGGACAGCUUGAAUUAAUGUCAGAGAUUGGGACCUUGUAUCACUGCAUAAGAUAUCCUGUAGUUGCCACGGGAGUGUUGAAAUGGAUUGAACAAAUAGUUUCCGAUUCAACUUACUUUGAGAAGCAAAUGGACCAUACGCCUCUGCAUUUAACUUUGUUAGAUGAGAUUGUCUCAUGCCAUGUUUUACUUCACCAAGAUGUAUUGAAGUUGUUGAUCAAUCUUUUUGAACUUGCAUUCUCAAAUCUUGACACUCUAAUUCAGCUUGAAAUGAAGAAAACAGUCCUGGACAGAAUGGUCCAUCUCAUGAGCAGAGGUUGUGUUCUGCCAGUGAUAUCUUAUAUUCGAGAUUGCAGCGACAAAGAAGGCACAGAUGUUUCUUUAAUACGACAUUUUGUUACUGAGGUUCUGGACAUAAUAUGUCCUCCAUACACAUCUGACUUUGUACAUAUGUUCUUGCCAAUUAUUGAAAACGAAAGCAUCACUGGCUCUCUAAGAAAUGAGGAUGGCAAUGAUCCAGUGUCAGACUUUAUAGUUCACUGCAAGACUAACUUUAUAAUGGUUACAUGAUGACAAGAGGGUAUUUCAGCUGUGACAUAUCAUCAUUGUGACAAGAGGUCUUUACACCAAGGAGGGUUGUAUAGAAAUGCAUACAAUUGAUGCAUUUGACACGAAUGUAUUGUCGAAACUGUCAAAUAAAAGAGUUCGCGCGUUUAAAAACUGUUUAAUAAAAAUUUAAAAAUA